UUUUGUAUUUUUAGUAAAGUUUUGGAUGAUCAUAACAAAACUUAAAACUAAAAAUAUAUUAAGAAAUAUAUAUAGGGCUCCUAUUGUAUAGCUGAACUGUCUGUAUAAAAGUUAAGAUUUUCAAUAAUGCGAAGAAACUGGCGAGGACGGGGUUACUCUAACAAUUGGUACCGUCCUCGCAAGAAACCAACAGAAAACAGUGAAAGUGGUAGUGUGAACAAUUCUUCAGUUUCAGCUAGAUUAUCUAGCACUGCCGGCUCAUCGAGGGCUCCAGCAAAUCAAGCUCCCAUUAUCAUUCCUGUUACUAAAACAAAUAAUGCCUGGAAGCUGUAUCUACCAUCUGAAGAAUAUCCUCCAGAUGCUACAAAACAGGAGCAAAUUAAGUAUUUCAAAGCUUUUGUCGAGAAAAACAGAAGCAUAUUUGAUUUGGAAAAGAUAGACCAAACAAGAAGUGUUCCACUUGAUAUUCAAAGCCUUUUGAAUGAUGAAGAUUUUAUGAAAUGCUGGUCUACAUUCAACACAGACUUAUUUGAAAGGCCAGACAUUACAUUGAGAUUAUUAGAGUUGUCUUUACAUGAGAGCCUCAAAUGUGAAUCGAAAAUAAAAGUAAGGAUAUUGAACCAUAAGCCAGUCAUACCUCUUGCUAGUCUAAAAGUAAACUACUUUGGUAAACUUGUAACAAUAAAAGGCACAGUCAUAAGAGUUGGCAGUGUUGGUCUAAUUUGCACUUCAAUGGCUUUCAAAUGCUCCAGUUGUAAGGGCAUCCAAGCUAUUGUGCAACCACAAGGGGUUUUUACAGCUCCAAGUUUCUGCCAGAGUUGUCAAAGCGGCGCCAAGUUUGAGCCCCUGCAGUCCUCACCCUUCACUAACACCACAGAUUGGCAAUCUGCCAAGAUACAGGAAAUACAGUCUCAGAGUGCUUCAGGAUCAAUGCCCAGGAGUGUUGAGAUAGAGUUACAAGGUGAUCUGGUGGGCGCUGCAUGUCCUGGAGAUGUCUUGUCAGUCACAGGAAUUGUGCAGGUUCGUGGUGAGAGCAAAGGAGGGGAGGACGGCAAGAGAGCUGCAAGGCUGCUGCAGUUGUACAUUGAGGCUGUCUCCAUCCACAGCCAAAGGAACCUCACCAACCCCACGCUUUCCUUCACCAUUAAGGAUUAUUAUGCUAUUCAGGAAAUCCACGCAUCCCCGGACGUAUUCCGCCUUCUCGUCCACUCUCUCUGCCCGGCUAUCUUCGGCCACGAGGCGGUGAAGGCCGGGCUACUACUCGCUAUGCUGGGAGGGGCGGGGGGCGGGGCGGGGGACGAGGGGGGCACGCGCUCGCAGCCUCAUGUGCUGGUGGUGGGUGACCCCGGACUUGGCAAGUCGAGGUUGUUGCAGGCUGCUGCUCAGGCUGCUCCUAGAGGGGUAUACGUGUGCGGCGCGUCGGCCUCAGCGGGCGGGCUGACGGUGUCACUAGGGCGGGAGGCGGGCGGCGACUUCGCGCUGGAGGCCGGCGCACUGGUGCUGGCUGACCAGGGCGUGUGCUGUGUCGAUGAGCUGGAUAAGAUGGUGUCCCACCACAGCAGCCUACUCGAAGCGAUGGAGCAGCGUCGCGUGAGCGUGGCGAAGGGCGGCGUGGUGUGCAGCCUGGCUGCCCGCGCCACACUACUGGCCGCCGCCAACCCGCGCCACGGCACGUACCAGAGAUCCAAAACUGUUGCUGAAAAUCUGAAGAUGAGCUCCGCAUUGUUGUCUAGAUUUGAUUUGGUGUUCAUUCUGCUGGAUCAACCUGAUGAGAAAAUGGACGCGAUGUUGUCCGAGCACGUGCUAGCCCUACAUUCCGGCAACAAAGGGAAGAAGGCCGAGGGCACCUCCUUGAAUGACUCCAUCAACACGAGCCAGACCAACGCCCGUGACAUGUCGUUGAGCAAAAGACUCCGUUUAAAGCCUGGCGAAGUCAUAGACCACCUGCCAGUGGUCCUACUCCGUAAAUACAUAGCGUACGCCCAACGCUACGUGCACCCGAAGCUCAGUAACGAAGCGGCGAAUGCCCUCCAGAACUUUUACUUGGAGCUGAGACACAACUACCAGGAUGGCACGCAGGAUGGUACGCCAAUCACGACGAGGCAGUUGGAAGCGUGCGUCCGGUUGACUCAGGCGCGAGCUCGAGCGGAGUUACGCGAGGAGGCGACAGUUAGCGACGCCAAUGACGUCAUCAGCCUCAUGAAGCACAGCCUCAUCGACACCUUCAGCGACGAGUUCGGAAACAUACAGCUGUCUCGCUCUAUCAACGGCUCCGGGGUCAGCUCCAGAAAUAAACUCAAAAAAUUCCUCGAUGCAUUGACGAGGCGGGCACACCAACUUGGCAAGGACGUGUUCACAAGACAAGAGUUGAUACAAAUACACAAAGCAGCUGGUGUGCAGGGCGAUCCAAACGAUUUGAUCGAAGCCAUGCACAUACACUCCUAUUUAUUACUGAAGGGAUCCAACACCUACCAACUUAUAGCUAUGUAGGCAAUUAAUUUAUUGUUAUGUUACAUUUGUUUGUUUUUAAAUAAAAUUGUUAAUGAUU
Messenger RNA from Plutella xylostella (diamondback moth), 2548 nucleotides. Its product is annotated as minichromosome maintenance 8 factor recombination-defective. Gene Ontology annotation, cellular component: nucleus; MCM complex. Gene Ontology annotation, biological process: DNA replication. NCBI's taxonomy places the organism in Eukaryota, Metazoa, Arthropoda, Insecta, Lepidoptera, Plutellidae. Gene Ontology annotation, molecular function: single-stranded DNA helicase activity; ATP binding; ATP hydrolysis activity. The record is from RefSeq and is a predicted model, not a curated record.